Trichomonas vaginalis G3 is the source of this 558-nucleotide messenger RNA. Its product is annotated as organellar and viral DNA polymerase type B. The transcript has a single exon. The coding region runs from base 1 to 558 and encodes 185 amino acids. NCBI's taxonomy places the organism in Eukaryota, Parabasalia, Trichomonadida, Trichomonadidae. The record is from RefSeq and is a predicted model, not a curated record.
AUGGACAAAGAUUGCGAUAUGGUAUAUAAAAAUGUUUCUGACAUAUACAAAUCUGAAGAAUUUAAGACCUACGACAACUUUGUUUCGUUAGUUGCAAAAUGUGUAUGGCAGAUAAGAGAUAAAGAUAAAAGAGGUAAAGUAUGGAACGAACAGAUAAAACCAGCAACUUUUGAGUUAAAGAAAACCAUUGACGCCUUAGUCAUACUUGCAGGUUUUAUUUCAAUGUACAAUGCUAAAAUGAACCCACAAUGUUCAAAAUGUAAAGCAGCAAUGAGGAAAUAUAACUACUCCGUCAAAGAGAUAGAACGUAUGCGAAACGACUAUGCAGAUUUAAAGAAAGAAGUAGAGAAACCAGCAGAAGAUAAAAUGGACAUGUUGACAUUUCUGAACAAAAACUAUCCAACAGCUGACGAUUUCCUUCUAUCUGAUGUCAAGAAGAAAUAUAAAGAAACAUUCGGCAUAGUUAAAACUUUUGACAUACUGACAGAAGAAAUAGAAGCUACAAAACUGUUUAGGAUUUCAAAUAUACAUCGUACAAUUCAUGUAAGACGCUUGUGA